Lacerta agilis (Sand lizard) is the source of this 538-nucleotide messenger RNA. RefSeq names its product ovomucoid-like. The coding region runs from base 104 to 367 and encodes 87 amino acids. NCBI's taxonomy places the organism in Eukaryota, Metazoa, Chordata, Lepidosauria, Squamata, Lacertidae. Gene Ontology annotation, molecular function: protein binding. The record is from RefSeq and is a predicted model, not a curated record. The transcript has 4 exons.
UAUUGUUUGGAAAGUGGAUAUAGGGAGACCUCAUAUUCGAUCUUUCCUCUGCCAGUGGAAUCUGAGAAAAGUCUGCUUGGAGGUGCUAGAUCCAAGACUCACCAUGAAGACAUUGGGUUUUUUGUUUCUCAUUCUGACACUCUUUUUCCUGUACUCAGAUACUGUCGUUGAAGCAAGAAGAUCCCAACUACAGGUUGAUUGCCAAGGCUAUCCGAGAAACUUCUGCACCCUGGAGUUACAACGAAUGUGCGGUUCUGAUGGCCAAACGUACAGCAAUAAGUGCUUCUUCUGCAAUGCAUUUGUCAAAAGUCGUGGAAGGCUCUCCCUGAUUAGAUAUGGACCGUGCUAUGGAGCUAUGAAUGUCUAAAGAACAUCCACUAAAGAAUGUCACCCUCAGUUCAUGCCUUGCUCACCUUUUAGCAUCACCACAAACAAAGCCACCCAUUGUUUCCUCCUUGCAUUUUCUGCUUUAGUAGCUGAAGAAAACAUUGCAUCAUCUUGAUUGGAUUUAUCAAUAAAUAAGCUAAGCAGCAUUAUC